Messenger RNA from Mangifera indica (mango), 1045 nucleotides. Its product is annotated as elongation of fatty acids protein 3-like. The coding region runs from base 70 to 873 and encodes 267 amino acids. The record is from RefSeq and is a predicted model, not a curated record. Lineage: Eukaryota; Viridiplantae; Streptophyta; Magnoliopsida; Sapindales; Anacardiaceae. Gene Ontology annotation, biological process: fatty acid elongation, polyunsaturated fatty acid; sphingolipid biosynthetic process; very long-chain fatty acid biosynthetic process. Gene Ontology annotation, molecular function: fatty acid elongase activity. The transcript has a single exon. Gene Ontology annotation, cellular component: endoplasmic reticulum membrane.
CUAACCUACCCUCUUAUUCCAUCCUCCAUUUCUUUAAAAAAAAGCCUUUAUCCCUCUCCGUCUCUGUCCAUGGAUUCAAUCACCUUAGCUCUCCACCAUUAUCUCAAUCACCCCACCAUCCUCCACUUCACUUGGUCCCCUCCUCUCACCUUCGCCUCCUCUCCCCAUUUUCUCAUCUCCGCUAUCCUUACCUACCUCUCUCUCACCUUCCUCCUUUUCCUCUGCUUCCCCCUCCUCUCCCUCCCUCCUCGCCUCCUCAAACCCAUCUCCGCCUUCCACAGCCUCCUCCUUCUCCUCCUCUCACUCAUACUCGCCGUCGGUUGCACCUUUUCCAUCAUCUUCCACACUUCCCACCUCCGCUACAUCGUCUGCUUUCCCCCUGGCACCCCACCCUCCGGCCCCCUCUUCUUCUGGGCCCACCUUUUUUAUCUCUCCAAAAUCCUCGAAUUCUUUGAUACCCUUUUGAUCGUUUUAAGUAAUUCCAUCCGACGGCUCACGUUCCUCCACGUCUACCAUCACGCAACGGUUGUGAUCAUGUGUUAUUUGUGGCUGAACACUUCGCAGUCUUUGUUUCCUAUUGCUCUUGUUAGUAAUGCGAGCGUACAUGUGAUAAUGUACUUAUACUAUUUUUUGUGCGCCAUGGGGAUGCGGCCCACGUGGAAGAGAUUGGUGACGCAUUGCCAGAUUGUGCAGUUUGUGUUUAGUUUUUGUGUUUCGGUUUUGAUGCUGUGGUAUUAUUUUACAGAAUUAGGGUGCUCCGGGAUCUGGGGUUGGUGCUUCAAUGCUAUUUUUAAUGCUUCCCUUUUAGCUCUUUUUGUGGACUUUCAUGGGAAGAAUUAUCACAAGAAAAGUAGAGAUGGUAAACGGCUGUGAUUUUUUUUUUUUAAAUUUUUCUGUUUCGUUUCUUGUUUGUGGACGGUUCUUAUUAAUUGCUUAGUGUUGAUGUAGUGUUAAGGUGAUUCUAGAAUUAUUUCAAUAUUUUCAUGUACCGAAUACAUCUGUCUUUAAUUUUUGGAAGUGAUAUAUGUAUAAGGUUUUGUAGGCU